UUAAUGACAAGAGGAUCAUGAUAAGCGACAACAUUAUAUUUGACAUUACUAGACGGUAGAAGUAGGAAGAAUAUACUGUUGUGGAAUACAAAUACAUGUCUUAUUGUUGUAAGCAGUGUAUGACGGUUCCAGACUAGUCAAUCACGGUUCCAGUCUAGUCAAUCACGGUUCCAGUCUAGUCAAUCACAGCUCCAGUCUAGUCAAGAUGAGAUGUUAUCUCCCACUGAUUCUACAUUGUUUACUUUCUUGUGACAGAGUUUAUUGUUCCGCUGACACGCCAUGUCCAACAAGCCGCAGCGGAUCUGGAUGCACUACGGAUGUCGUUGAUCAGACUUACUGCACAGCGGAUACAGAUGACUGCGCCAGGAGAAACAUUCCUGACAAAGCUAUCAAAUCUUCAGAAAAGGUAAAUGUUCCAUCUUCCAAGACGGCACCCACAAAUCUCAAGUUGGUGUACUUCAAUGGAAGAGGGAGAGCUGAAGUUUCACGUUUGAUUCUGGUGGCUGCUGGUGAACAGUUUGAGGAUGUUCGAUUGGAAACAUUCCUUCCAGAAGAUAAGGCUAAAACUCCUUUUGGCCAGCUUCCUGUGCUAGAGAUCGAUGGAAAGAUGUAUGCACAGAGCGUAGCUAUAGCAACGUACCUAGCUCGCGAAUUCGGCUUCUACGGAGAAACAAAUCUUGAUGCUCUCAGAAUUGAUGAGAUAGUUCAACUGACUCAGGAGAUAAUGAACGCUGCCUACACAGCCUACUUUUAUGAACCAGAUGAGAACAAACAAGCCGAGCUAAUACGUGAGUUACAAGAGAAACAGUUCCCACGAUAUCUUGGUUACUACGAAAAGCUACUGAAGGACAGCGGAACUUCUUAUUUUGUGGGGAAUUCGCUGACUCUGGCUGAUCUGAUUGUCUAUGACGCUGUAUUUUCAUUUCUUCAACGUGCUUACAGCAUUGAUGGUUUCCCUCGAGUGGAAGCCCUGUGUCAAUUAGUAGAAAGUCUGCCUAACAUUCAAACUUAUGUGGCUCAAAGAGAGAAAACUCCAUUCUAAGGAACUCGCAAUCUAAUAUAUGAUGAUUGUGUUACAAUUAACUUACUAAUUUUUUUGUUGCUUGAAUAAAUAGAAAGUGUCCGAUUU
Molecule: messenger RNA, 1129 nt
Organism: Biomphalaria glabrata
Lineage: Eukaryota; Metazoa; Mollusca; Gastropoda; Planorbidae
Product: glutathione S-transferase 1-like
Exons: 6
Coding region: 206-1042 (278 amino acids)
Biological process (GO): glutathione metabolic process
Molecular function (GO): glutathione transferase activity
Source: RefSeq, a predicted model, not a curated record